UCCACUCCAAACUCCCUCCAAUUUCAUUCCCUUAUGAGCUACGAUGCACUACAGCCCCAGCGUGGCCAGAAAACCACCAGUCGAAUAGCUGGAAAACCGCUGUUGGAAUGGCAACAGUUCGGAAAUUGAUUGUGGAAGUCGUCGAAGCCCGCAACCUCCUUCCAAAGGAUGGAUCUGGAUCGUCGAGUCCGUAUGUAGUCAUGGACUUCUACGGUCAGCGAAAGCGGACCCAGACGGUGCACCGAGACCUCAAUCCGACGUGGAACGAAGUGUUCGAGUUUCAGGUCGACAAGGAUGCGGACUUGGCCGUAGAAGCAUUGGAGAUUGACGUGUACCAUGAUAAGCGUGUGGGGCCCACCGGGAGGAAUAACCUCCUCGGUCGGGUGCGGCUCAACGCUAGCCAGUUCGUACGGAAAGGCGAGGAGGCUCUCGUGCUCUACCCGUUGGAGAAAAAGCACUUCUGGAGCUGGAUUCAGGGCGAUAUCGGACUCAGGAUAUAUUACGUCGAUGAGCUUGUUCCGCCUCCGGCAUCUCCACUGCCGUCGCCGCCGGAAGAUGCUGGAAAGUCUGACACACCAGCGACUCCGCUGCCGCAAGCGGAGGAUGCUGGAAAGCCAAACAUGCCGGAAGCAGAACCCCCUGCGUCAGUUGAGCCUACUCCCCCUACUGCCGAAAAAUCCGACGCACCACCAGAAGCCAAUCCGCCGCAACCAGAGGUGCCGCCACCACCAGAAGCUGGAAAGCCCGAAGAACCGGCAACUGAUCCACCAGUCGAAACCGCACCUGCACCAGAACCUCUCCUGACACCGUCGGAAAACAUUCCUAAUGCCGAGCCUACCCAAACACAGCCGGAGUCAGGUGCAGGGAACCCCCCACCGCCAGAUCUGACAUCAGACACGACCAUGCAUGGACCAGAUCACAAACAGAAAAUGACUGGAUUCAAUGGUCCGCGGCAGAAUUACCGGCAUCCAGUAUCCGAUAUCUACCCAAGAGAAGCGCCGGAUAGAUUUCCUGGGAUUCCGAACGAGCGAUCAUCAUAUGAUCUUGUGGAGAAAAUGCAUUACCUGUUCGUAAGGGUAGUCAAGGCCCGAUCGCUACCCUUCGAUGCAAAUCCGUUCGUCAAGAUCACUGUCUCUGGCUGCAACGUCCAGACGAAAAUCGCCCAGAAAACCACCCUCCAAUUCGAGUGGGACCAGACAUUCGCCUUCGGACGGGACGCGCACGGAUCGGCCUCCACCCUUGAAGUCUCUGUGUGGGACCCACGACCUGGGUCCGCUCCGACCCCAACGCCCCCACAGGAACCCGGCGGCGGCAGAGAUGAGAACUUCCUCGGCGGCAUCUGUUUCGACGUUUCCGAGAUCCCGCUGCGGGACCCACCAGACAGCCCGCUGGCCCCACAGUGGUACAGGCUGGAGGGUGGUGGGGCCCACCGAGGGGAUCUGAUGCUGGCUACGUGGAUCGGGACGCAAGCAGACGAAUCGUUUUCCGAAGCGUGGAAAACGGACACGUCCGGCACCGUCAGUUCCCGCGCAAAAGUCUACCUGUCUCCAAAACUCUGGUAUCUCCGUGUAACGGUCUUGGAAGCCCAAGACAUCCAGCCUUUAACGCCGUUAAAGGAAACUGCCUUCUCCGUCAAAGCCCAGCUCGAAUUCCAGAUCUUGAAAACCCGAACAGCCAUCAGCCGCAACGGCUCCCCGUCUUGGAACGAAGACCUUAUCCUCGUCGCUGCCGAGCCUUUCGGCGACCUCCGCGUCGUCUUCUUCCUCGAGCACCGCUCCGGGAAGGACACGACAGUCCUUGGCAUCGCCGGAAUACCACUCACGACCAUCGAGCGACGCGUCGACGACCGGAGAGUGGUUUCCCGGUGGAUCACCCUCGACAGCCCAACCAAAAGCAGGAAAGACAGUUAUAACGGCCGGUUGCACGUGCGUGUCUGCUUCGAUGGGGGUUAUCACGUGGCUGAUGAACCAGCUCACGUGACCAGCGAUCUCCGGCCAGCGGCCCGCCAGCUCUGGAAACCGCCGAUCGGGACCGUCGAGCUGGGGAUCGUCGGGUGCCGGAACCUUCUUCCGGUGAAGACGGUCGGAGGGAGGGGCACCGCCGACGCGUACGCAGUCGCGAAGUACGGCGAGAAGUGGGUCCGGUCGCGGACGGUCGCAGACAGCUUGGAUCCACGGUGGAAUGAGCAGUACACGUGGCACGUUUAUGACCCUUGCACGGUCCUGACAGUUGGCGUCUUCAACAGCGUGGACGAAUCGAAAGACCCCGCGCGGCAGGAUUUGCGGAUAGGAAAGAUACGGAUACGUAUUUCUACGCUGGAAAACAACCGUGUGUACAAAAACACGUACCCAUUGCUUCUGUUGCAUCCUACCGGAGUCAAGAAGAUGGGCGAGGUCGAGCUCGCAGUGCGGUUCGCACGUGUGGUCCCAAAGCUGGAUGUGUUGCACGUGUAUUCGCAGCCAAUGCUGCCACGUAUGCACUACUUGAAGCCCAUCGGCACGAUGCAGCAGGAGUCGCUGAGAGGAAUGGCCGCACGUCUGGUAGCCCAGCACCUGUCGCGGUCGGAACCGCCGCUGCGACGGGAGGUCGUGCUCCACAUGCUUGACGCGGAUUCGCACGCGUUCAGCAUGCGGAAGGUGCGUGCGAACUGGCACCGGAUCAUCAACAUGAUGGGGUGGGCCGUCGAGAUGGCCCGCUGGGUCGACGACACACGUGCGUGGAGGAACACGACAGCGACGCUGAUCGCGCACGUGCUGUUGGUGUUGCUCGUGUGGCACCCUGACCUCAUGGUCCCAACUAUCGCAUUCUACACGUUUGUGGUUGGGGGUUGGAAUUACCGGGCGAGGCGACGGGACCCGAUGCCGCACCCGUGUGUGAAGAUUUCGCACGCGGAAGCCGCGGAUCGGGAGGAGCUGGACGAGGAAUUUGAUUCGAUACCUAGCUCGAGGCCACCAGACACGGUGCGGGUACGGUACGAUAGGCUCCGCACGCUGGGAGCGAGGGUGCAGACGGUGCUUGGCGAUAUUGCAACACAAGGAGAGCGGAUGCAAGCAUUGGUCACAUGGCGGGACCCACGUGCGACUGGAAUCUUCAUCACCGUAUGUUUCUUGGUGUCCUUCGUUCUGUAUGUGGUCCCAUCGAAGAUGGUGGCGAUCGUGGCGGGGUUUUACUAUCUACGGCACCCGAUGUUCAGAGACCGUAUGCCCGGUCCUUCUUUGAACUUCUUCAGGCGGCUUCCGUCGCUUUCCGAUCGCAUCAUGUAGGUCCAAACAAGGCAUGGGAGUCGGUAUUUUUCUAAGCUUUUUUUUUUUGGAUGCAUCUCUACCUCGGUAAUGUAAUGAAAUGAUGACAGUUUAUCUGUUCAAACGAUGGAGUAAAUAUCGUGCCUUUUAUAAGACAAA
Messenger RNA from Magnolia sinica, 3401 nucleotides. RefSeq names its product multiple C2 domain and transmembrane region protein 16. Lineage: Eukaryota; Viridiplantae; Streptophyta; Magnoliopsida; Magnoliales; Magnoliaceae. The record is from RefSeq and is a predicted model, not a curated record. The coding region runs from base 108 to 3263 and encodes 1051 amino acids. The transcript has a single exon.